Messenger RNA from Fusarium oxysporum Fo47, 1239 nucleotides. RefSeq names its product G-protein alpha subunit-domain-containing protein. Lineage: Eukaryota; Fungi; Ascomycota; Sordariomycetes; Hypocreales; Nectriaceae. Gene Ontology annotation, molecular function: G-protein beta/gamma-subunit complex binding; GTPase activity; G protein-coupled receptor binding. The coding region runs from base 1 to 1239 and encodes 412 amino acids. The transcript has 3 exons. The record is from RefSeq and is a predicted model, not a curated record. Gene Ontology annotation, cellular component: heterotrimeric G-protein complex. Gene Ontology annotation, biological process: adenylate cyclase-modulating G protein-coupled receptor signaling pathway.
AUGAACCGCGAAAAGGAAAAUGAUUACACAAAUACAUCCGGUAUUGACGAGGACAGUCUCAAAUGUCCAAAUCCCAUUACCAGUCAAGGAGCCGGAAGCCGACGUACUCGGGCCGAGAGCAGCUGCGCACGGUGCCUCCAAGUGGAGGAAGGGGACUUUCUACCAAUGCCCAGCUAUCCUGACGAGGCGGAGGCGCGGACCCGUGCCAUUGACAGAUACCUCGCUGCCGAGUCCCAGCGGAGGAAACGGCAAUUAAAGAUCCAAACCCGCCUUCUUGAGCUCCCGCUUUCCAAUGAAGAAUGCGCAAAUGUUCGGGUCGAGGCGAGGCGCUUCGUCGCGUCGAUGUGCCGGGAAUGCUUGCUGAUUGUUGAAGAAUGUGCGGGCUAUCCAGAAUGGAUUAAUGUCCAUCCAGUCCUGGGGCGUGUCAAGGAGCUUGUGUCGCGCGAGGAACCAGAAGAUGAAGAAACGGUUGAAAGCAUGGUGAGCUUGUAUUGCGACGAGGAACUGCGGCUUGCGCUUAAGCAGUUUGGCCAUAACCUCGAAAACAUCGAGCGACGAUUCUUGAAUGGCCGCUUUCCGCAUAUCCUUACUUGCCCCUGCACUGGAAAUGGUAAUCUGAGUAAGCUCUUGGAGCGAAUCUUUGCGCCAGAGUACGUCCCUACAGAGCAUGACUGGUUCCACUUUGACCAGCGCCGUUUGGAGCCAGUGGCCCAGGAGGCUCUCAUCCAUCGAGACAGCCACACGAUGCGAUUGUUACAAAUCACGGAUAGGUCAACACAGAGGCGAAAAUGGAUUCACAUUUUGGUGGAUGACGCAGCCUGUAUUCUUUUUAUCUCUGACCUGGCCAUCUAUGACCAGAGUCUGCUGGAAGAUGAGACCAUAAACAGGCUCCACGAGGAUAUCCUGCUCUUUAGCUCGUUGGUCAACUCAAGAUGGUUCACCCAGACGCCAUUCUUCGUCAUUUUGUCAAAUGUCUCGGCCUUUAGAAACAAGAUUCUGCAGUCGCCGCUGUCGAAAUGGUUUCCCCAAUUUAAGGGAGGCAGUGACGGAGAUGCAGCGCUCAAGUUCAUUAAAGACCGGUUCCAGGAACUUGCGAAAGCUAACCAAAAUGUGUAUAUACACGUUGCAGAUAUUCAUAGCGCAGAGGGCGUGAUAGCUGCCAUUGAGACUAUGGAAAAUACGUCACUUAGUAAAGCUUUAAAGGAGCUUGGUAUGCCUCCUGUUAAGUGUACAAACUAG